AUGGAUGAUAAUGUGGAACCCAAAGAGAGUGGUAAAAGUUUGGAUGGUAGCAAGGAUGGAGGUGAUAGUAUCCAAAUUUUGGAUGUUAAUGUUGAUAAAAAAGACAUUGUAGUGCCCAACGUCGGGAUGAAAUUUGGAAAUGUUGAAGAAAUAUAUGAAUUCCAUAGAAGUUAUGCAGUAAAAACAGGUUUUGGGUGUAAAAUACGCUCAUUAAAAGAAGAUGAAGGGAUUUUAAGACAUGUAACUUACACUUGUGUUCGAGAAGGCAAGCAUAAACCAGUAUCAAAUACUUCAUUCGAGCUUGAUCCAACAACAAAAUGUGAAUGCAAAUCUAAGAUAACAACAUGCUUAGAUUUAGAUGAUAAAUGGAAGAUUACUGUUUUUGUUUCUGAGCAUACUCACAGGACCAGCCCAAAUAAAACUCGAUUCAUGGGAUGUAACAAAUUGAUUAAGAAAAAUGUCAAAAGAAAGAUCUUGAUUAAUUACAGAGCAGGAGUUAAGAUGGACAAAAACCUUAAUAUCCAAGCAGUUGAAGCAGGUGGACAAGAACACCUUAUAAAUGCUGAUAAAUAUCUUAGAAACAUGAUUACAAGAGAGAUUUAG
This is a messenger RNA of Papaver somniferum (opium poppy), 603 nucleotides long. RefSeq names its product protein FAR-RED IMPAIRED RESPONSE 1-like. Bases 1 to 603 code for a protein of 200 amino acids. Lineage: Eukaryota; Viridiplantae; Streptophyta; Magnoliopsida; Ranunculales; Papaveraceae. The transcript has a single exon. The record is from RefSeq and is a predicted model, not a curated record.